Petromyzon marinus (sea lamprey) is the source of this 6467-nucleotide messenger RNA. Lineage: Eukaryota; Metazoa; Chordata; Hyperoartia; Petromyzontiformes; Petromyzontidae. The record is from RefSeq and is a predicted model, not a curated record.
GCAGUGGUGGUGGUUGGCUCGCUGACGAGCUGUGUGUGGUGGAAGCUGGGCAGUGAUGAGAGAGCUUUAUUUGUUUUCAUGUUAGUAAUGUUUUAUGUUUGUUAGGAUCUGAUUCGCGGUGGCCUCUUGGGCUGCCGAGGGAGGAGGGAUCCUCCGGGGCUAUUGCUGCUGCAGUUAUGCCGACUGCCACCACAGCUCCCUCACCCACGGCCAAACCCCAAGAAGCAAUUUGGGGGCCGUCCAUAAAUGACGUCACACACCUAGUUUCUCGCGACACAACCGCAGAAGUGACGCGAGUUUAUGUCGAGAGAUUCACUUGCCGUACGUGGACAGUCAGAGCCGUCCAGUGGAUGGGGGCCCCGGGGCGAAUCCCACCUCGUGGCCCCAUCGACGCCUUCAAAGCAAACCGCAGGAGGAUGAAGGCUGUGCCGCCGGGCCUGCUGCUGCUCCUCACCCUCACCCUGUGCGCCUCCACGGGGCCUACGCAUGCAGAGAGGAUGAGGGCCCCAAGCGGGCUGCGUGUGGUGGCCCCAGAGUACCCCAUGCAGCUCCACCUGCGGUGGGAUCCCCCUGGCAACGCGUCCGAGCCGGAGGGCGACCGCGGCCUCGUCCAGUACGCCCUGCAGAUCUUCGACCACUCCGCCGGCAGGAGGAAGGAGCUGCAGUGCAUCCUGACGCCGCUGACCAACUACACCAACUCCCAGUUCAGUCACGCCGACGCGCGGGCGCGCGUCAGCGUCGUCUCGUGGCACGCCGACGCGUGCACCAACUCGAGCCAGCGGUACAGCAACUGGAGCGAGCUGGUGGACAUCUCCUCCCCGCGGGGACUGGCCGGCAGUGCGGCGAGCGGCGUGCGCUGCGCGCUGCUCACUGGGGCUGCGGAGACGAUGGAGUGCACGUGGACACGAGGGCCCAACGCCAGCGCCGACACCGAGUACUCUCUCUACUACUGGCACAGCACCCUCAACGCCACGCGCCGGUGCGUCCCCUGCACUCACGAGAGGCUCACGGCCGACGCCGCCAAAGAGCUUUGUCACCACUCGGGCAGGGGGGCCGGGCACGGGAAGAAGGCCGCGACGAAACAGCGGAAAACUCGGGCUGGGAUUCCGUCCGAGACGUGGAGCACGACCCGCGGGGCAGCAGGGGCGGCCGACUCGGCAGCGGGGGCGGAGGCCACGGGACGGACCGCCGGAGCCGCUGGAGCCGCCGGGCCGGGGGCAGGGGGGUCCGCGCUCGUGACGCAGCGCUGCUGCGUGCCGCUCGCGGACGUCCCCGAGUACCGGAGCUUCAGGAUCCUCAUCAACGGCACGAGCGCCCACCACAACGUGACGCCGUUCUACUGCCCGCUGCCCGUGGAAUCGCUGGUGAAGCCAGACCCUCCAUCUGAGUUGCACGCGCACCUCAACGGGAGCAGCCUGCUGGUGAAGUGGGAUCCUCUGCCGGGGUACCAGCGCCACCAGUCCACGUGCUACCAGACGGACAUGCGGAUCCACAGCGGACCGCAGGAUCACCAGGAGGUGUCGGAGCCAAGGGCCUCGUGGCCGCAGCCCGAGACCCAGGGAUGCCACGCGGUGACGUUCCGCGUGAGGGCCCGGCCCGGGCAGUGCACGGUGCACGGCGUGAGGGGGCUCUGGAGCGAGUGGAGCCCUGAGGCCCGCUACAUCCCGAGCCCGGCCCCGCUCUGCGCGGACGCGCACGGCGACGGCAACGCGACCGGUCAUCGGACUCGGGUCACCGAGUACCCGGACCCCAGCGGGGCACUGGGCAGCCAGGAGCCCCAGCGUCUCGCCUGGUUCCUCGCCAGCGGGCUCGUCGCGCUGAGCAUCGUGGUGCUGGCCGUGGUGUUCGUGUACAAGAGCCAACGGCUCAGGCGCUGCCUCGUCCCCUGGGUGCCGGACCCCUCACGCUACUUCAAGAGCCUCUUCGACGACCACAACGGCGACUUCCAGGCCUGGGCCGGCUUCCAGGCGAGCGGGAAGCCUGCGGCGCCGCCGGCGGCCGCCGGUGACGAGGCGGAGGAGGGCUCCCCGGUGCCGCUGUGCGUCCUCUCCGAGAUGGCGGCGCUCAACGUCGGCGGCGGCGUCGGCGGCGGAUACCUGAACCUGGAGACGGUGGGCACUGAGACGGCGUUGCUCUGGCAGCACGGGUAGUUGCCACGGCGACGGUGGGAGGGAUCGCCCGGCCGCGGAGUCAUCAGCACGGCCGAGCGUCGUGCGGCCGGCUCGCAGCGUGGGUUGACUGCCCUCCCCACCCACCGUCAGUGACGUCUGGGGGAGGAGGAGCCUUGCGCCUAGGCCUAGGCCCGUCGUAGUCCAGCCCACCCCCCCCCACCUAAAGCGAAUAAUUACAUAACGAGUGUGCACGUGUGUGCAGCAUUGUGUCUCUCACUCUCUCCCUCCCCGUCUCUUGCUGCGUCAGUAUCGCUAUGCUCUGCGGUUGUCUCCUUGGCUCCUCUGUCUCCUUGUCUGUGUCUCCUUGUCCCUAUACGUCCCUCCAUCCCUCCAUCCCUGUGUUUAUCACCUUGCCUGUCUGUGUCUCUCUCCGCACAUCUCCCCCUGUCAUGCCCCCCACACUCGUCACUCUGUCUACUUACUCUGGGCUGUCCUCCAUAAAAUAACUUUUUAUCGCCCCCCACCCGCCCCCCCCCCCCCUAGUUCAAUGCACAACAAAACAUAGACUGCAUGUGCUCUGCUGGGGCUUAUGGUGCCUCCUUAGACAUCUCUGUGUGAGUCUAUGGGUCUCUAUGUGAGUCUAUGGGUCUGUAUUCGAACCUAUAGAUCUGUGUGUCUAUGGGUCUCUAUGGUGAGCGUGUUUGUAUUGUACAUCGAGAGGGGGGAGGUAGUGUAGCGGUUAGCGCGCUGCCCUACGAACCCGGCGACGGGAGUUCGAUUCCUGCUCACGCCCAACACCGGUGACGAUUGUCUGAACCAGUUCUGGGACUCCCCUGUACCUGGUGCGGUGUGUAAAACAUCGCCACGAGGGAGACAAAGGCGGCCCGGCGUGGUGCUGGCAACUCGCCCCCUCGUGUGCCGUGCCGGCCUUCAUGUUAUCUUAUCUUGAUGUAUCUAGAGACUUGACCAAGGCGCUGUACAGAUGCAUAAUUAACAAUGGUGCAUGUGAAUGUGAUGGUGAAGAUUAGGUCAACACAGUCGAUGAGGGGACGUGACGGGCCAACCUGCGAUGUGUACAUUAAGUAAAAGAAAACUUAACGACAGCAAAUAACGUUGACGAUGAAUGAAUUGGAUGGAUGGGGAAUGAGUGGUAGCCAUGGGGAGAGAGAAUGAGGAAGGAAUGAGGAAUGGCAGUGAUUAGAAGGGGUGGGGGGGGAGAGUCGGGAUUUAGGGGGUCGUGGUAUGAGCUUGGCAACAAGAAGUGAAUAUUUUGGGGGAGGAGCGAAAAUUCGUGAGCGAAGGUGACUGCUUCACGUGGAGGGGGGGCGGGGGGAGUUUGUUCCAGUGAAGGGGUCGAGAAGAGCGAGAGAGUGGAUUGAGCACAAGGAGGAGGAGGAGGAACAGAGAGAGACGACAACGACUAAGAAUGUAGAAGGGGCAUAGAAGGAUACAAGAGUGGCAAGAGAUGGUGGGGCCGUGACCAUGAAAUGCGGUACAGCCGUGGUCGAGAGAGAGAUAACUUGUGGACUAAACCCCACCAUCUCCGCCCGCCCCACAAAUGACAGUCGGGACCCUACAGCUCGGAAGUGUUGGUCGACCGGCCUUUACAUUAACCUCGUUUCUGUUACGUGUCGAGAGUCGGUCCCGAUCUCAUCCUCGGACGUGGUAACGUGGACAAGCCACCUAGCACUGGCUGUGUCUCAGAUGACACGGCCAGUGAGUGCAGAGCUCCGCUACGUGUGUCUCAACAACAACAUCUUGGGCGUACUAAGAUGUUGUUGUUGAGGAGAGCGCUCCCUUCUAAACUACGGAGUGUCGCGUUCAACGUAAAGAAAAGCAAUACCGGACACGAUGCUUGGGUGUUGUCUGCCGGCCAAGUCGCACUUGAAAAAUAACUUUUUCGCUUUCCGGGCUUUGCUCGGGGGAGACAUCAACUGAACUUCUGAAACACCUCAUUCGCUGCUCUGGAGCAUUACGGGUCAAAGCGUGUUGGAAGCACAACUCCGUUCGACAAUCUUGAAGCUACACUCGUUCUACAGUUAACUUGCUGCUGCUAUACAUUCACAACGUUUUAAAAUAAAAAAUAUAAAUGUGCAUAUAUAUAGCCAGGCGGGCUAUGAGGCCCACUACAUAGGGAGGUGCGGCGAGGGGGUGGGGGAGAGUGCUCUCUGUCCCCGGGACUCGCACGCGGCUUGUCCGGGGCCCUGCAGACGCCCCAGCAGCUGUGACCCCCCGCAGAGGAGGAGUUGAGCCGUCACCACCUCGACCGCGCCGUGGCUGGAGACGCCACUGCUGUUAGCACCAGGACAAGGAAGGGCUUUUACAUACCCCCCCCCAUCCCCCCCCCCCUGAUCUUACCUCAUCCUGCCCAAAUGUAUAUAUCUCUCUACUGUAAAUAUAUUUACAUACUGUAUGACCGUUAUCGUUUUGUAACAAUUCUGUUCAUUUAUGCACUCGCCAUCAUCGUCAUCGUCGCCGUCGCCGCGAAGACGUUGUGCUGCUCCUGGGCCCUUGUCGGGGCUGCUGCGCUGCCACCACAACAACUUUGACUGGACCGGUUCGUGUGGGCCCAGCUCUGAGGCUCUCGGGGAAAUUUAACUUUUGCUACCAAUGCAUUACAAAUUUAAAAAAUACAAAUAGUACGUUUGUUCAUGAUAAUAGGAGUUUUCCCCCCUUUUUUCUGGCAACAAAACAGUCGUGUUAAGAUGUUAAAACACCAAACUUAAAUCCUCUUACAAGGAAUCAUGUCUGCGUUAACCACAGUGCUUGUGGUCAGAAUGCGAACACAAACCAUACUCUGAUAAUAUAUUGGCAUUGUCCUUGAUACUGAUUGGUCCACACCAGAGACAGCUUUCUUUUGAGCCUCGUCUCAAAUGGUGUGAGACCAGAGGACUCCAAAUGGCAUACGUUUGUUCAUAAUACUUUUUUUGGGGGGGGUUAAAUCGCGUAAAUAUAAGUGUGUGAGUUUACCACGUUGGCUUUCGCGACCAAUAUGGAUAAAUGUGUCGUAAAACCCGCCACCGCCCGACACCGCCAACUUGUAAGGUUUGUCACGUUAAACGGCACAUGCCAAUUCGUUAUGAGUACAGCACACCAGUGUGUUGGAGGGUAAAUCCACAACAUUUACAAUCUGCGAAAAGCCUACGUGUUAAACUCAAGGACGUUUUGGGACCUCCCUUGCCAGUAUCAAAAUAUAAAAGCAGGUGUAACCCUUUCUGGCAAUAAAACAGUUUGUGUUAGAAACUAUUUGUGUCAGAAACCUUUUGCAAUGAAUCAUCUCUGCAUUGAUCGAUAGUGCAUUGUCUUGGUGCUGGUUCACCUUUUGACGUCCUCUGGUUUAACACUUUGAGACGGGGCUCUGAAGAAAGCCGCCUCUGGUGUGGAUCAAGCGGUUUCAGAUGCAAUGCAUCAUCAUAUACUACCAGAGCAUGUUUAUUUUGUUUGCAUGUUCACCGCAAGUUUACGUGGUUAAUGCAGACGCGAUUCGUCGCAAAAGGUAUCUGUUUGGUGUUUUACCAUCUUAACACAACUUUUUUUAUUGGCAGAAAGGGUGAAACCUAUUCUUUACAUGAAGUACGUUUGUUAUUUAUGCCGGCCCAUCGCGAGAGCGCCCCCUUUCACAGACAGUCGGCAGUAGUUUUGCAGUGCCGGUGGGGGGCGAUGUUGCUGAUAGGGGUUCCCAUUUGAGCGAUUUGUUAUUGUUUGUUGGCGGUGAUCAUUUUUGUUUGUUCAAAUUUGGCGAAUUUAGAGGCCCUGACGCCGGCCAUGCGAUCGCCUGCUCGUUUGGAAUGCCGCCAAGGGGGGUGUUUUAACGUCCGCCGUGAAGCAGGCGGAGAAUGUAAAACUUUUGUAGGCGAAUAGACCAGCAGUGUUAAUCGGGGCGGCCCGUCGGAUUCGAGUAGCGAACCUCUUUGCUUUGAACUUGCGUUGUGACUCUCCCUGGUUAUCGAGGGGACAAAUACAACGACAAUAAGAUCCCUUGAAACUGUCAAAAGUAAACUAAACUUCAACAUUUGAAAGCAAUAAUGACAGUUUUCGAGGCGGCUGCUUCAUAGCUCCCGGUAAAAAUGGAACUUAAAAGGCUCCGUGACAGCUCCGGUCGAGCCCUGUGUUUUUUAUUCGUCGGGAGUUAACUGGCGAGUGGAGUCAGCCUGGUUUGUAUAGCCUACGUGAAAGAAGGCCGAUUGUAAUUUUUUUUAAACAAACCAUAUAUUCCAGUGAAAUAUAGCCCAGUUUUAAUUCAUUGUAAGGAUUAUAUCUAUAUUUUUACAUUUUAUUAUUACAAUUUUACGGAGUAUUGUUUCGUACCAAAGCUGCUUUUAAACCCAUUAAGUAAAAUGUACUUUUUGAUGCGGG